AUGACCCUAUACUCGAGUACUGAAAGCCAUCCAGACGGAACUCCCUCGAGCGCUGCUCGAGACGCAAGCCGUUUGGAGCACUCACCGGCUCCUUCCAACGACCACAGUUUACGGACCUCAUUCUCAACAUUAGACAUAUCCAGAACUUCUCUCGACGAGUCAAGGUCAUGGAAAAACAGUGAACAGACGCUCGAGGUAUUCGCAAAAGCAGACGACAUGGACGAAAAAGCGCCAGUAGCUGAAGAUGGGCGGUUUCCACCACUCUCAGCAACUACUUCUCCAAUAGCAAUCGCUGUUGCUCCCUUUCCUCCAUCGUUCAGCAAUGACGUUGAGAAACAGCCACAUGUAAACAACCACGGUGAAGCUUCACCGACUCAGGCACCACGUCCGCGAUCGUCUUCCUCUGCAUCAUCAGUGUCAACUUUGCACGAGCUUCCGAGUAACCUGACCACCGCUAGCAGAGUUUCGACUGAUGCAUAUGGCAACACCUAUCCUGAGGGUGGCAAGGAAGCAUGGCUUUGUGUACUGGGUUCAUUCUGUGGACUUAUGUCAGCCCUCGGGAUGAUGAACACUCUUGGUACAUAUCAGACAUACCUUUCCACGCAUCAGCUGGAGGGACACACUGAGCAAGAGAUCGGAUGGAUCUUUGGCAUCUAUGCCUUUCUGUCCUUCUUCCUGGGUAUUCAGAUUGGACCAUUGUUUGAUGCCAAAGGUCCCCGAUAUCUCGUUCUAUCAGGUUCAAUUCUCCUUCUGGCCACCUACUUCCUCCUUGGCCUUUGCCACAAGUAUUACCAGUUCUUGAUCGUCAUUGGCGUGAUGGGCGGGACCGGGACAAGCUUGGUCUUUACCCCUGCGGUUGCUGCCAUCGGUCAUUUCUUCCUACGAAAACGAGGUCAAACCACCGGUCUCGCCGCUGCUGGUGGCUCUCUUGGAGGUGUUGUAUUUCCGUUGACUCUGCAGUCACUGUUCCGCAGCAUCGGUUUCGCAUGGGCAACUCGAGUGGUCGGUUUCAUCACCUUGUUGCUCCUGAUUGUCGCCAAUCUGUUCAUUAAAUCUCGGUUGCCGCCCCGCCCAGCAACGAAGGAAAACAUCAUGCCAGACUUUCGCAUUUUCCGAGAUCCAGUAUUCGCAUUGACCACGGCAGGUGUGUUUUUCGUGGAAUGGGGUCUUUUUCUUCCUCUCACUUACAUUGCGUCCUAUGCCAUUUCUCACGGCAUCGAUUCGAACCUUGCAUACAGUCUCAUUGCAGUGCUGAACGCUGGUAGCUGUUUUGGUCGUUAUCUUCCCGGCUUUCUUGCCGACAAAAUCGGCCGCUUCAACUGCAUGAUCCUGACAAUAUUCCUCUGCAUGGUCUCCUCGGCUGCAUUCUGGCUCCCGGCAAAUGGUUCUCUGGCCUUGAUUGUCAUUUAUUGUUUGGUGUUUGGAUUCGCCUCUGGUUCUGGAAUCAGCUUGACUCCGGUUUGUGUGGGUCAAUUAUGCAAGGUCGAGCAUUAUGGGCGGUACUAUGCGACUUGUUACACCGUCGUAAGCUUCAGUUGCCUGACAGGUAUUCCCAUUGCUGGUCAGUUGGUGACCACGACCGGGGGCAAAUACUGGGGUCUGAUUGCCUUUACGGUUGCGAGCUAUGCUGCGAGCACGAUUAUGUUCGUUGCUGCUCGCGUCGUUGGGGCUGGGUGGAAAUUGAAGGUCGCAUAUUGA
Molecule: messenger RNA, 1698 nt
Organism: Exophiala bonariae
Lineage: Eukaryota; Fungi; Ascomycota; Eurotiomycetes; Chaetothyriales; Herpotrichiellaceae
Exons: 2
Coding region: 1-1698 (565 amino acids)
Biological process (GO): transmembrane transport
Cellular component (GO): membrane
Molecular function (GO): transmembrane transporter activity
Source: RefSeq, a predicted model, not a curated record